Molecule: messenger RNA, 4623 nt
Organism: Closterium sp. Naga37s-1
Lineage: Eukaryota; Viridiplantae; Streptophyta; Zygnematophyceae; Desmidiales; Closteriaceae
Source: the annotation of a GenBank genome assembly
AUGGGCGUGCUGGCGAAGCUGCUGUACAUCCUCGUGGAGGACGACGACGAGGAGCAGGAGGAGGAGCGCGCAGGGCGGAGUCAACCCGCAGCAGCCGAUGAUGGCAGAGGGAAGGCCGCUCGUCCUCUUCGUCCUCCCCCGCCGCGUGCGCCGGUGCGCUACACCAAGUCGGUGCUGUCCAGCACGCUGCAGCUCAUGGGGUGCAAGUCGCGCCACGCCGUCAAGAUCAGCGAGCGCGUCUUCCAGAUGCUGCUGCAGCAAGUCACCAGCCGUCGAGUUUCCGGCCAUCGGACGGACGUGGCGCACCGAUCACGGAUGGCAAACGGAUCCGACGGCAUUCAGCGAUUGGCCAGGCCAAACCGAGAAGAACCCGGCGCCGUUCUGGCCACCGGCGCCAGCCAUGAUAAUCACAGUUGCCGUGACAAUAACGGCCGUGACAAUAACGAGCGGACAGAAAGCAGGGCAGCAGCAGCAGAGGGGGGAUCAAGUGCGGGUGGCGACACAGUGAGGGGCGUGAGCGUGUCUUUGAAGCGCAGCACGUUUCUGGACGUGGUGUGCCAGGCGCUGGCGGAGUACCGCUACCUCAGCGCCGACCAGCGCUCCGACCUCAACCUCGCCUGCAACGGCUGUGGCAAGUCCACUCUCGCCUCCCUCCUGGUACGCUGCACACCUGCCUUCCCUGCCCUGCCUUCUCCGUCAAUCCUCCCCUCCUUCCUCCUCCCUCUUUCCCCCCUCUUUCCUUCCGUCUAUGCCUCCCCGUUCUCCCUCGUUCUUCCUUCCUGCGUGCCUGCCAUCCCUCCCUCCUCGCCUAUGCCUCUCGGGUCCACCAGCUCCCUCACAGCACCAGGCGCGGCUGUAGCAGCGGGGAAGACACCCCCCUCACAUGCUCCCCCCUCCCCCCUGGUGAAGGCGUCACGGCUGGGCAUCACAACAGUCGUCUCCACGGACUCGCUGCGCCACAUGAUGCGUGGCUUCAGAUGCCGCGAGGAGACCAAGCGCACGCUCUGCCAUUCUACCUUCUUGCAAACCGUCCUGCACUCCCCCCAUACCCCUCUCCCCCCCCCCCUGGUGCAGGCGUCCCGGCUGGGCAUCACGACAGUGGUGUCGACAGACUCGCUGCGCCACAUGAUGCGCGGCUUCAGCAGCCGCGAGGCCAACCCGCUGCUCUACUCGUCCACGUACCAGGCGGGCGAACACCUCGACCCCGCCGCUGUUGCCGACGCCAAGGCCAGGAAGAAGGCGGGCAAGCUGGCCGGGCAGCACGGCGGCGCACAGGCCGCAGCACAGCCAACUGCGCAAGGAGGGUGGCAGAGGGGGCAGCUCAGAGAGAUUGGCGAGGAGAGAGGCCCGCAGACGGACACACGGAGAAUCUGGAAAGGAGGCGUGCAGAGGGGACAGGUGGCAGCGGAGGUUGGGGGGCAGGUGGGGCUGAGAGAGGUGCAGGGUGGCGUGGGUGAGGGCGGUGGUGAGAGGGGAGGCGAGGCAGGAUUGGGUUCACACGAGGGGGGUCGGCUGGGGGGAGGGCAAAUAGGCGGGGAAGGGAACCACGGGGGAGGAGCUGCAAUGACAGGGGGAGGUGGGGGUGGGAGGGAGGAAAGGGAAAUGGGAGAGGUGGUUUGGGAGGGGCGGACAAGCCUGACAGGGUUGGGUAGUGACAGGGAGACGAGUGGGGAAGGAGUCGGCGACGGGAAAGAGAGAGCCCUGGGGAGUGGGAGGGAUGCGGUGAAUGGGGGGGGAGCAGAGAGUGGGAGGGAGGGUGUGAGUGAGAGAGAGGGGGUGAGUGAGAGGGAGAUGGUGAUUCAGGGGUACAAGGCGCAGAGUGAGAUGGUGAUAGGCAGUGUGGAGCAGCUGCUGUGCAAGUGGGAGCGCUGCCAUGAGUCCGCCAUCGUGGAGGGCGUUCACCUCAGCCUCAACUUCGUGAUGGAGCUGUUGAAGCGGCAUCCCAGCAUCAUCCCGUUUGUGAUUUACAUUGGCAACGAGGCGAAGCACAUGGAGCGCUUUGCGGUGCGCGCCAAGUACAUGACGCUGGACCCGCGGCGCAACAAGUACGUGCGCUACAUGCGCAACAUCCGCGCCAUCCAGGACUACCUCGUGCGCCGCGCCGACAAGCAUCUUAUCCCCAAGGUGAACAACACGAACAUGGACAAGAGUGUGGCGGCCAUCCACGCAACAGUCUUCGCCUGCCUGCGGCACCGCGCAGCGGGGGAGAGCAUGUACAGCCGCGCCUCCAACACGCUGCCACUGCUGCGCCACGAGUACGACACUCAGUACACCGCAUCUGGGCUCGGCUCCAAAGGCAUGCUCUACGUCAUCCAGAGGGAGGGCAGCCUCAGGGAGGGCAGCCUCAGGGAGGGCAGUGUGCGCUCCUCUGCCUCUGAAAUCCCGGAUCUGCUCUCUGGUCUGCCCACGCGCGCCUUCAGCCUCCCCACGUACGCCUUUGGUGCUGACAGCAGCGAGUCGGGUGCUGCAGGGGAGCCGUACCCGCGUGCUGCUGCCCACAGUCGCCUCUCACCCCUCGCACCUGAUCUCCCACCUGAUGGUUUCCCACCUGCUGCAGGGGCGUGUCAAAGCCACGGCCCGUCGUCGCUGUCAGCAGUGCCUUCCCUGCCACGACACGCAUUGCGAGUGUCAGAGGGCAGCACAGGCAGUACCUUAUUGUGGGGACCGUCAGUGCAAGCAGGCGCAGCUCAGGCGUGCAUGUAUCCAGAGGAGCUGUCAGACGGGUAUGCGCCGGGCUACAGCUCAGGGGUGCCUCCCAGGGGGCCCAGAGACCGCUUUCCUUCCGCAGCAGCAUUGCUUCCAGCUGGAUCGCAGGGGCUUCCCUGGCAGGCAGGGUACAGGCAGUUGCCACCUCCCCCAGCUGUCGCCAUCCCCCUGCUGAACCUCUCGGAAACCCCAUCGGCCACAGAAUGCUCGCUGGAGUCCCCCAGUGCGCUGCUGAGCUCGGGGGUGAGUGCGUGCUCCACGCCCAGGGUAGGUGCUCCUGGUGCAGGCGCACCUGGUGGCGGUGGUGGCACUGUAGGGGCAUCUGGUGGGGGCGGUGGCAGCCUGCUGGCGCCCAUCCACGUGCGCUUCAGCGGCCGCACGGCCUUCCCUCGCAGCGCUGACGUGGGCAGCAGCAGCGGCGGAGAGGGUCUGGCGGAGCGGGAGAGGGAGAGGAGGGCGAGAGGAGGAGGAGCGGCAGCAGCAGCGGGAGGAGCGGUGGGAGAGGCUGGGGGGUGGAUGGGAGGGAUGGGGAUGGGGCGGCUGGAAAAGGCGAUGGACGGGGUGAGGAUGAGCGGGGGAGGGCACAUGCCGAGCUUCUACGGCUCGCCUGCCACCCGCACACAUGCGCUGCAGAAGAAGGAAGAGGUGCGCCCGCUGUGCCUUGUGGGGCUGCCCUUGUAUCUGUUCUUCAUUCUGUGUGCUGCCAUGCGAUCUGUAUCAGAGCACGUGGCGGCGUCGGACAGCGAUGACGACGAGGAGCACAUGCGGGAUGCUGCUGACGUCAGCUCCAAUGCUGCCUUCUCCUCGGAAGGCUCCGAGCACGAUGAGGAGCAGGAGGGGUCGGUGGCGAGUGACGAGUCGUUCAGCCUAUCAGAGGGUGGCACGGACGACGAGGGCAUGGAGGAGGGCGACAGCGCACAGCCGCUCCCCCACCACCUCUCGCUCUCCGCUGCUGCUGUGCCUCCGGGCGGCGAGCUGAAUGUGUUCCUUGAUGCCGCUAGCCUGCCCCACGUGCUGCCCACUGCCUCCUACUAUGGCACUCAAGGCAACUACAGCAGCAACGCCAGUCAUGCCAGCCACGGCAAUGACAGCACAGCACCCUGUCACGACUCCAGUGCUGCUGCGGGCAGUGACCCCAUGGGGCUCCGUGCUCCCGGGGCUUGGGGGCACCAGUACACCACCCUGCACGAGGGGGCUGCUGGAUAUGCACGCCGGACAGCAGCAGCUGGUGGUGGUCCGGUAGGCAGGUCGCAUUCUCUGCAGCACACAUCCAGCCGUCCUCAACCCCCACUCCACAUGCACCGCGUGCCCUCGGCACCUGGUGCUGCUUCAGGUGCUGCUUCCCGUGCCGGCCUGCCUCCCUGGCCCACAGGCCACUCCGCAUCUCCUGCCCACUCCCAGCGCCGUGGGGCGGAUCCCUUGCCACCUGCUCUGCGUGCCUUUCCACCCACGCCAGGCGCUGACUCGGCUGCCGGGAUCGCUGCCGCUGCCGCAUCAGCUGCAGCCACGGCAGCUGCAGGGGCCUCCAGGCUGCAGGGGGGGCGCGAGUGGGGCGCAGGCAGGCGAGCAGGUGCAGGGGCGGGCGUGGUGCUGGGGAGGUCCAAGUCCAUGGGUGGGAUGAGGGAGAGAGACGCCGCGGUGAGGGAGGUGGGGGAGAGGGAGGCCGGGCGCAUGCGUGUGAGGCCGUCGCGGCCCGGGGCUGCAAGGCGGUUCUCAGACACGGGUGCAGGGAGCAGAAGGGGAUGGGCGGCGCUGGAGACGACUCUCGAGGGUGGUGGGGGCGUGCAGGGCGGUGCGCUAGUGCUUCAACAGAGGGAGAGCAUGCAGCCAGGUGGGAUUGCAGUGCAGCACGAGAGACACAUGGCACAACAGCAGCAGCAGCAGCAGCAACAGCAGCCACAAACUGGCGGGGAAUAG